Messenger RNA from Rotaria socialis, 396 nucleotides. The record is from the annotation of a GenBank genome assembly. NCBI's taxonomy places the organism in Eukaryota, Metazoa, Rotifera, Eurotatoria, Philodinida, Philodinidae.
AUGAUGUCAAUAAUUAUAUUUCGUAACGUAUUUCGUCGAAUAACUUUGUCAGCUAAUGUUGCUAGUAGUAUCAGUAGCAAUGAUGUAUUAGUUGACAAAGUUCAACAAUUAAUAAAUAAUCAUAAAGUGAUUAUCUUUUCAAAAACGUUUUGUCCUUAUUGCAUAAAGGCAAAAGAAAUUCUUGGUAGAUACAAAUUACACGAUUACAAAAUAGUUGAACUUGAUGAAAUUCCUAAUGGAAAUGAAUAUCAAAAUAUAUUAGAGAAAAUAAUAGAUGCUAAAACUGUUCCACGAAUAUUUAUUGAUGGAAAAUGUAUUUGUGGUUGUGAUGAUACGCUAAUAUUACAUCGAAAUGGAGAUUUGGAGAAAAUAUUAAAACAAAUCAAUACAAUUUAA